Molecule: messenger RNA, 2928 nt
Organism: Cordyceps fumosorosea ARSEF 2679
Lineage: Eukaryota; Fungi; Ascomycota; Sordariomycetes; Hypocreales; Cordycipitaceae
Product: Arf GTPase activating protein
Exons: 6
Coding region: 1-2928 (975 amino acids)
Biological process (GO): endocytosis; intra-Golgi vesicle-mediated transport; endoplasmic reticulum to Golgi vesicle-mediated transport
Cellular component (GO): Golgi apparatus
Molecular function (GO): GTPase activator activity; ornithine decarboxylase inhibitor activity; protein binding
Source: RefSeq, a predicted model, not a curated record
AUGUCCGGAGUCAUUAGCAAGCGCCAGCAGGCGCGUAAUGAGAAACAGCUUCAAGAGCUGGUUCAGACCGUAACGGGCAACAACAUCUGUGCCGACUGCUAUGCGCGCAACCCAGCAUGGGCCUCAUGGAGUUUGGGCGUCUUCCUCUGCAUGCGAUGUGCUGCUAUUCACCGAAAGCUCGGCACCCAUAUUUCCAAGGUCAAAUCGCUUAGCAUGGACAGUUGGUCAAACGAACAAGUCGAUAACAUGCGCAAGGUCGGCAAUCUCGCUUCGAACCGUAUAUACAACGCAAGCAACAAGAAGCCCCCUGUGACGAUCGACGUCGACGAGGCCGAUUCAGCCAUGGAGCGUUUCAUACGACAAAAAUACACCCACGAUACCACAGCUCAGUCCAACAAGCCACGAAGCCCAAUAUCCGAUGAAGGAACCCCUCCACCGCUGCCGCCAAAGAACUCCAAAUUUGGCUUCCGCGCAGCUUUUUCACGAUCUAAAACUUUACCCAAUAGGUCGCCUACUGAGUAUGCACCGGGCUCGCCUCCAUUGACGAAUAAGCCGUCAAAGGUGUUUGGUGCCACGGUGGAUUACGAUGCCCCAGAUGAGACUGACAAGAAGCUAAUCAAGCUGCGAGAAAUGGGUUUCCAGAACAACCAACGAAAUUCCAUUGUGCUUAAGGGAGUUAGUGGUGAUGUUGAACGUGCUGUUGAGGCUCUUGUGCGAUUAGGCGAGGGAGAUCAACCUCCUCCUGCGCCACCCAAGGAAAAGACGCUUCGCGCCACGAGAUCUUUGACACCGAUGAUGCCCAAUUCGUCUGGAUUGACAGGGGGCUUGACCGUUGUUAAACGAGCCGAAACGGAUCGCCCAACAACAUCCUCGACUGUAUCUACGAACCCAUUCGACAUGUUGAACCGCGCGCAGCCUCAAACAGCCCACUCUACAGGCUCGAUGCACAACACCAAUCCCUAUGGCACCUCAACGAAUCCAUACGGCGUCGCGUCUGCACAGGCCAGCCCUAUCGACCUGGCGUUCCAGAACCUGACACUUUCCCAGCAUCAGACAGGGGCAGCUCCAAACGGUGCAGGACUUUCCUUGCCAGCGCCGCCUCCGCUGCAAAUGUAUGGCCACUCUGCGCCGUCCAGCCCUCAGCUGCAGAAUGGAUCGGGCCUGUCCCCUCAUACUGGUUAUCCCUUCCACCAGAACCAACAGAGUAGCUUGCAGCCACAGCCGACUGGAUUCAAUCCAUACUUCUCGCAACCUGCACAUGGAAUGCAACAGCAGCAGCAGCAGCAGCAGUCAUUUUAUGCUGCGCAAAGUGGUAUGGCAGUGAAUACGAGCCAGAUGAGCGGGCAGAUGGCUUCAAAUCCGUUUUUACGAUCACCCACGAGAGUCGCGUCGCCGCCACCCCUGGGUCAGAUUUCAGAGACGGCGACGUUUAGUACGUCACCACUGCCGCUGGCCUCGCCUGGAACAAACCCGUUCUUUUCCGCGCAACCGAGCCUGCCGUCGCCUGGUGCUCAGCAGCAGCAGCAGUACAUGCAGCCGCAGCAGCAGUAUCUACAGCAACAGCAACAUGUGUUCCAGCGGCAGCCGCAGCAGCAACAUGUAUUCCAGACGCAGCCGCAGCAGCAAACACAACAAUUUGCGCAGCAGCCGUUCCAGCAGCAGCCGUUCCAGCAGCAACUGUUCCAGCAGCAGCAAAUGUUUCAACCCCAGCAGGCGUAUCAGCAAUACCACCCCCCUCGGCACGACAAGGCAUCCAUCAUGGCGCUGUACGGGCAAACGCCAAAACCGCAACCGCAACCGCAACUGCAAGCCCAAGCGCAGAGCAUCCCGGAGAACCAGGCUGUCGAAGCCUUUGCGGGACCAAGCAUACCGACAGCAUUACAACAACCCCGUAGCGUGUCGCAGCCGCUACCUGGAACAAACCCCUUUGCAUCCAGCAUACAGCAAGCUCCCUCAGUGACAGCGGGAGUCUCAGUGGAUGCAUACAAGACUGGGCGGCAAAUUAGCCGUGAGAGCAUGAACUUGGGGCUGGACAUGGCGUGGACCAACAAUGGGCGGCACAGCCCAGAUGCCUUUGCAAGCCUGAGCGCGCGGCAUGAUGUUGCUCCCCAGGUCAACGUCCUUGCCUCAUGCUACAUUGUCGGUACCACGGCCCAGCUCAAGGGCCUCCACUACUGCACUCCCGGGGUUACAGGUAAGAGAGGGCGGAGUGGUAUUCCUGAGGUCCCUACCUCAGGACUCCCAUCCCCACCAACAAGCCCCCCCCUCGCCGCAAUCACCUCGUCCAACGAGCUCGCCCUUUUGCCCAAGCAGAGCAAGAGACGCGACAUCCCGGGCGGUCGUCGCCGGGACCGGCGAGGGGGGGCAGCACUCGCGAUCAGGGAAGAAUGUGAGAGAUUCUUUUGCGAGCCCAUGAAGACAGCAUUCCACGGUGAGAGGAACCUGUCGAUGCAUGGCUCCGGCCUGACCGGUGCUUACUUGCAGACGCCGCCAGCAGAGAACCAGCUGCGCGCCAGUGCCGACCGCAGCGGCGACAACGACGGUGGCGUGCCGUCUGCCGGCAACUUCGAAGUCGAUGCCUGGAUGGAAGUCUGGGACUACAUCGGCGGCGCCAGCUUCCGCGCCUUCCUGGCCACCCGCGGCGAGGGCGGCGACGCGGAGCGGUCGCUCUUCGUCUUCUUCGACCUGCAGGGCGUCGCCGGACGCGACCUCAAGAAGGCUCUGAUGGCGCUCAUCGAGCUCGCUGAGGGCCCACUCGGCUGCCGCACCAUCGUGACGUGCAUGGACCGCCGCAUGCCCGUCGACGAGGCCCUCGAGCUGACCAAGAGCCUCCAGUGGGUCGGCUUCGAGAUGACCACGCUCGAUCACUGGGCCAACGACGUCGAUGUCACUAGCAGGCAGUGGCUCUUCAUGGGCAUGGAGCUCUAG